Marchantia polymorpha subsp. ruderalis is the source of this 1110-nucleotide messenger RNA. NCBI's taxonomy places the organism in Eukaryota, Viridiplantae, Streptophyta, Marchantiopsida, Marchantiales, Marchantiaceae. The record is from the annotation of a GenBank genome assembly.
UAGUUUGCCCGGAUUCCAUAGCUUCAAACCUCCGAUGGCCAGCACAUCUUGAGUACCUUCUUCUUCCGAGAGUCGGGUAGAAGCAAUCUGAAGUUCAGAUCUGCAACAUUCGGAGAUUCAUAAGCACAGAGUUUGUGAUGAUAACUAUGUCUCCUCGAGAACCAUAGAUCUCUUCUUCAGAACGCAUCUGGUGUGCAUCUAGAAGGCAGUAUCUGUCGUCCUUACUCUUCAAGAGUGGUAUCAGCUAUUUGGAGAGGACUGUAGUGACUCCUUCAGCUAUCUAGAAUCUGUACUUCAUUAACAUUUUCUCUACAUCCAGCGUUGCAAAAUAUAUAUGAAUUGCGUUUCCAAACAUGGAUUCCGCUCAAGAAGGAGAUCCGUGCUGUCCUGUCAGCAUGAAGAAGAAUUUCGAAGCAUGGGACGACGUUAUCCUUAUUCUUACGAUCUUAGUCGUAUGGAUUAUUCUUUCUGUAUGGUGGUUUCGUCGGAUGUGUGCUUACUACUGCAGGCAACGCACCUCCGCACGUCCACAGGUGAGAGAUUCAUACAGCCAGACGGCCUCAGAUGAUGGGGCUGUGAUGACGAACUCAGAUGCUGAAGAUGCGAGUAGAAAGCUCUUCCAGAAUUACAUUACGCUAGUAUGAAUAUGGAGUCGCCGUCAAUGGUGCUUGAAAGACGCUAAAGCUACAUGUGAGUAAAAACUACAUGAACGAUGAUGAUGAAAUUUGAAAAUGCUGGAUGUGGACUCAACCAUUUGAAUGAAAACGUCAGCGCUAAUGCUUAAGUUUAUUUUAUACGGUUUUUGAUUGUUACAGAAUACACAUACACAUGCGUCGUGUCUGAAACGAUUUAGGGUUUGAAACGAUUUGCUCGAUUUGUUCUGAAACGAUUUAGGGCAAAUGGUUUAUGAAACGAUUUGCAGUGACAAGCUGCAUUAGCUGUGGAAGUUGAAAUAGUCAGUUAGACAUCUCAUAUUUCAAACAGACUUUUCACUGACUUAGAGGUUAGAAAGCUAGUUCAGCCACACUUGAAUAUAAAUUGACUGGCAGUAAAGAAGAGUCGUUGGCGUAUAAUAAAAGAGCUAUACAAUUACAUUACAUCUUGUCUUCU